Messenger RNA from Clarias gariepinus (North African catfish), 3214 nucleotides. It is a transcript of the gene amer3, whose product is annotated as APC membrane recruitment protein 3. The transcript has 3 exons. The coding region runs from base 93 to 2723 and encodes 876 amino acids. Lineage: Eukaryota; Metazoa; Chordata; Actinopteri; Siluriformes; Clariidae. Gene Ontology annotation, biological process: regulation of canonical Wnt signaling pathway. Gene Ontology annotation, molecular function: phosphatidylinositol-4,5-bisphosphate binding; beta-catenin binding. The record is from RefSeq and is a predicted model, not a curated record. Gene Ontology annotation, cellular component: plasma membrane.
CGUCGUUGUGCCGCUAUAACGCUGUAAUGUCGUGUUGGUUACAAACGCGCUGCUUUCGGAGAUCUGAGUUAUGAAAGUGACUUGGAGUAAAUAUGGAGUUAUCGAAUAACCAAAUACCGUCUGAAGAGGACAAGCUUUCUAAAACUGAGACAAGUAAAGGUCACUGCGCCGGAGGACAUGAUCUUUCUGACACCUCAAUUUAUGUAACUAUCAAUGAAAACAAUCCAAAUGUCUCCUCAGAGAAUCUUCUGUCUCCUAAUAUCCUGGACAUACCUUAUCCAGAGAUCAGUCCCAGUCUCUCAGAUGGGUGGACUCAAGACUUUAGCUUUGAUUAUGUUAAAAAGAGCAGAACUCACGACUGUGUGACGGGGAUUAGAUUGGCGGACCCAGUAAGUCCUGAGAAUGGAGAUCGAGCACAGAUUUCAGCCAGGUAUCAUCACUCCAGGCUCUUUAACAGUGCUAGCUUUUCUGGAUUUAGUGCAACUCAGCAAUUGCUACAUGAAAAUCAGAAUACAUCUGGCAACAACCGGGAAAUCAUCGAUUACCGCAAUCUGACACCUCAAGUGCCAUUUGUGCCUUCCAUCGCCAAGUCCGUUCCAAAGAAAAGGAUCUUUCUUAGGAAGCCCAGAAAGACCAUCAAAGACCUUUUCAUCCACAAAAAGCACGACAGCGAGAAAGCAAUGUCACCAUGUACACCAUGUCGAGAAUAUGGACCAAAAGCAAAAAAAAAUAAGAAGUCCUCAAGAUGCCGCGAAUCAAGAACUUCUCGCAAAAUCAGCGAUACACUUUCCGACUCUUCAAGUGAAGGAUGCAGUAACGUAUGUGAGGAUGCUGUGUCACUCCAAAGCUUUGGCUCUCAAGCCGGUUGUGGAGAGAUAUUUGUGGAUGAGGAAUAUCUUGUCUCUCUGGAAGGCAUAUCCAAACUUAAAACAAGAAGAGAUACUAGUGAAACGCCAAAGCGAAGUCCUGUUAUGUUUCAGGGAGGUAUGGAGCAACUAGCAUCACCUGCUCUUCCUGAGGUCUUGGACUUGUUUGGGAUGUGGGACAGCAUCAAUAGGACUGUUCUCUUUAGUCCAAGUUCAGGCCAAGAAAUUACACUCUCCACACCAAUUUCUUUAUCGCCUUCUUCAAAAAGGACAGCACAUUCUGCUGAGGAUGUGACAGGCAAAAAUUUAACAGAACAAGAAAACAGCCUAAAUCAUACAGUGACGCCAAAAAGUGAGAACCAAGAAAGCACCAGUGAUGAGGGUUACUGUGAUUGUAAUUCUGCUGAAGAUCACACCGGUCAAUCUCUAACACCAGUACUUUCCAGAAAAUUCCCUAGGGACACGUACAGUGGAGAUGCUCUUUACGAGUUGUUUUAUGACCCCAGUGAAGCUGAAAUGACCCCCAUUUUUGAUGAUGACAUAGAUCUGCCAAGCAGCAUUAUUGGCCAGCCAAGUCCAGACCUCCCAUUAUCCAUGUACAGUUUCCAUAUUGGAUCUGAAGAGAACCUGGCACCUCCACUAUCAGUAGACCUCAUUAGCCAUGACUUUCUGCAGAGUAACUGGAUGGGAAAGGACUGUUUAUUGAAGCUUUGUGAUACAGAAAUUUCCCUUGCUAUGAGUAUCGUCAACUGGAUGAAGCAUAAGACAAUCAAGGGUACCCAACUGGGAACUCCAGGAAUUAGCACUGGAGAUAAUGGAGAUGUAUAUCAAGAAGAAAAAGUUCGAACAACGGACUUUGGAAAUGUCCCAAGUAAAGCAGUUAUCAGGACUGUUAACAGCAGAGACAAUAUAACUGACCUUAAAUUAAAUAAACCACAUCAACUAGAUAUUGGUCAUCUCUCAGUGCAACACCAAACGGGAGUAGUUACAACACCAGAGAGCCAACCCAGAACCCCAACAAGUCAUGUAUGCUUUCGGAUAUUUAAUAUUAACUCGCCAUCUACACCCAACAAAGAUUUGGUGUCUCCCAUAGGAUGUUCUCCUGGCUCUGGAUCAAGUUCCUUGUUUGUACUGGCCAUAAACAAAGAAUCUCUUUGUGAAUCUUGCAAGGGGUCCCUGAAACAUGGUGCCAAGGAUUUGCACCUGUGCCAUUCCUGUACCUCCUUCAUUGAGCAAAUAAAGACGUCAGAGCUGUGGCCUCACGCUAAUCUUUACCAUGCUAAGCUUGCAGGAAGUCCCCAAGCGUUGCUUCCAUCUCCAAGCAGCAGUUGCGGUAUAGCAAGUGACAUUAGUAUUCUUUCGCUAGUUGAGCAGUGUGCCAAUCAAAUGUCUUCCAUGAAUCUUAACCAGCAUCAACAUCCCUCUAAUCAUGAAAAAAGCGCUAUCAUCAAUCAAGGAAGUGAUAAAUGUUCAAUGAAAGAUUAUACUAGAAAGUAUGUCAAGUCCAAGCCCAAGAAGAAAAAGAAUGGGGCAGGACAUUUGGGUGAUAAUACAAACAUCAGAGGGAGUUUUAGCCAUGUUGCAUGUAGUCCAUCCUUACUGGAGGCAAAGAGCAUCGGUCUUGUCACAACCAAUGGAGCAGACACUGAAGUAUCUCAAGCUUCAAGGCCGACUUCCCUGCCUCUCUCAAGUGCUACCUCAUCUCGGUUUUCUAAAAAAGAGCACUGCAAUGGCAUCAAGGCCAAAUGUGAAAGAAUGCAACGAGACAGGAAACCGCCGGUCACCAGGGAAGGUUUAUCAAACAGUGUCACCUCAGAGGAGAGGAAGAUGGAACAAAGGCGCAGGAUGAAGAAAUAAAGCAGAUUUUCCCGUCAGUCAGAGCGAGUUUAUCAGGCAGCUAACGCCGCGUCUCCACCGGCCGGCCGCGUUACACACUCUCACGGAACUCAUCAUUAAUUAUUAAUCUCUCUGAUCAUCUCUUCUGAUGGAGGACAUUUAAAUGAUUUCCUUUUUCCUUUGAUGUGAUGAAAAGACGCUUUUUAUCCGUAUUCUGAUUUUUUCCCGGUUCUGUUCAGGUUGUCGAUCGAUCGGGCGGACGAACCGAACCAAGUGUUGGAGCUCUUAAAGGUUCUGUGUAGAACUCACACACGGUGUGUUUCCCUGUCAGGAAGAGUUCCCCACCAGACCCCUGUAAGAGACGCCUAUUGUGUGUGUGUGUGUGUGUGUGUGUGUGUGUGUGUUUUACAGCCUCAUGUGGAGACUCAGCGAGUGUGUGUUCCUGAGUUAAUGAUGAGGAAUAAACCUCACACAGGACGAGUUCUUCAGCAUUUUAUGUUCUUAGAUUUUAU